Messenger RNA from Manis pentadactyla (Chinese pangolin), 3816 nucleotides. It is a transcript of the gene EDC3, whose product is annotated as enhancer of mRNA decapping 3. NCBI's taxonomy places the organism in Eukaryota, Metazoa, Chordata, Mammalia, Pholidota, Manidae. The transcript has 7 exons. Gene Ontology annotation, biological process: deadenylation-independent decapping of nuclear-transcribed mRNA; P-body assembly. The record is from RefSeq and is a predicted model, not a curated record. Gene Ontology annotation, molecular function: mRNA binding. Gene Ontology annotation, cellular component: P-body. Bases 327 to 1853 code for a protein of 508 amino acids.
UCAGGAAGAUUGGUGAGUUCAGUUUCAUUUGGCCCUUUUUCUGGUGUUUGUGAGAUUUUUAUUUGAACCAGGUUCCUUUGACAUUUCCUAUUUGUAUGUGGAGCCCUCUAGUUCCCAGAAGUUCAAGUCUCUGAAGCUGCUCAGCCCCUGGAGUGAUGAUGGGGUUCACAAGGGAGCAGUACUGGUGCCUGAGUGGAGGAAAGAGCUGUUUCCUGCUUCCUGGCUGCAGUGCCUGCCUCCAGUAUCAGAACCAGUGGGCUGAGCACACAGGAGUAAGCCUCUGUGCUUUGCAUCUGUAGCUGCCAUAGUGGCCUCACACCUGAAACAUGGCUACAGAUUGGCUGGGCAGUAUUGUGUCCAUCAACUGUGGAGAUAGCUUGGGUGUCUAUCAAGGAAGAGUGUCAGCAGUGGAUCAGGUUAGCCAGACCAUUUCUCUUACCCGGCCUUUCCACAAUGGAGUGAAGUGCCUCGUGCCAGAAGUCACCUUCAGGGCAGGUGACAUUACAGAAUUAAAAAUUCUGGAGAUACCAGGUCCUGGAGAAAACCAACAUUUUGGAGACCUUCUUCAGACAGAAUUAGGCCCUUCUGGUGUUGGGUACCAAGUGGGUAUCAAUCAGAAUGGCACGGGAAAGUUGGUCAAGAAGCCAACCUCUUCCAGCAGUGCCCCUCAGAAUAUCCCUAAGAGGACAGAUGUGAAGAGCCAGGAGGUGGCCAUCUCCCCGCAGCAGCAACAGUGCUCGAAGAGCUAUGUGGACAGGCACAUGGACUCCUUGAGUCAGUCCAAAAGUUUCCGUCGGCGGCACAACUCUUGGUCGUCUAGUAGCAGGCACCCAAAUCAGGCAACUCCAAAGAAAAGUGGCUUAAAGAAUGGCCAGAUGAAGACUAAAGAUGAUGAGUGCUUCGGGGAUGAUAUUGAGGAGAUCCCAGAUACAGAUUUUGAUUUUGAAGGGAACCUGGCUCUUUUUGACAAGGCAGCUGUGUUUGAGGAGAUUGACACCUAUGAGAGGAGAAGUGGUACCCGCUCCAGGGGUAUCCCAAGUGAAAGGCCUGCUCGGUACCGCCACGAUGAGAACAUCCUGGAGUCCGAGCCCAUUGUUUACCGGCGGAUCACAGUGCCCCACGGCGUGAGCAAGGAGUUCUGCACGGACUCUGGCCUGGUUGUCCCAAGUGUUUCCUAUGAGCUGCACAAAAAAUUGUUGUCUGUGGCUGAGAAGCAUGGAUUGACUCUGGAGCGGAGACUGGAGAUGACAGGCGUGUGUGCCAGUCAGAUGGCAUUGACCCUACUCGGAGGACCCAACAGGUUGAAUCCCAAAAAUGUUCACCAGAGACCUACAGUGGCCCUGCUGUGUGGGCCCCAUGUGAAGGGGGCUCAGGGUAUCAGCUGUGGAAGGCACCUAGCCAACCAUGAUGUCCAGGUCAUCCUCUUCCUGCCAAACUUUGUCAAAAUGCUGGAGUCCAUCACCAAUGAGCUGUCUCUCUUCAGCAAGACCCAAGGCCAGCAGGUGUCCAGCCUCAGAGAUCUGCCCACUAGCCCUGUGGACCUGGUGAUCAACUGCCUGGAUUGCCCUGAGAAUGCCUUCCUGCGGGAUCAGCCUUGGUACAAGGCAGCUGUGGCCUGGGCCAACCAGAACCGGGCACCAGUACUCAGCAUAGACCCUCCUGUGCAUGAAGUUGAACAGGGCAUUGAUGCCAAGUGGUCACUGGCUCUGGGUCUGCCUCUGCCACUGGGGGAGCAUGCAGGUCGUGUCUAUUUGUGUGACAUUGGCAUUCCCCAGCAGGUAUUCCAAGAGGUGGGCAUCAACUACCACUCACCCUUUGGCUGCAAGUUUGUCAUCCCUCUGCACUCUGCCUAGAAGGGCUCUGGGUGGACUGGACCCCGCAGUCCCCCGCUGCUCCUGACUCUGAACUUGACAGCGAACGCCUUAAGGAUGUGAAACUUCAUGGACCUUGGUCAAUUUUUUCUCUUUUGGGUUUAUUUUUCCUGUGAGAGAACAGAUCAUAUUUAAACUGACCUGUCACCUGCCCUUAGUCAGGGAAAGCUCUCCCACUGGGCGUGCGGGUGGUCGGGAGGCCCACUGAGAGCGCAGUGGCUCCAGGCAUCUCUGUACUUGGCCUUCUCCUGCAUGGCCGGGUGGGGCUUUGUUUACAGACGUAGGCAGCUCACAGACUGUGUUUCAGGUUUACAGCCGUGGCCGGGGUGCACGCCUUACGGGGGUGGGGCGGGUCCUGGCUGGGGGCCUGUGUUUGCUCCAUUUCAGAGCCUGUGGCUUCGUCUCCGGUGUCCUUCCCCGUGAGCCCGUCAGCCCCUCUGAUCGCGUAGAGCUGGCCGCGCUGCCGCGUCACUAGAGGGCGGACCUGCGCGCUCCGUUCAUUUUGGGGACUGAGGUGAGGCUUUCCGAGCCCCACAAGUUUAUUUGGGGAUUUUGGCCCUUUCUCCUGAGCUGAUCCGUUUUACGCUAGGAUUGUUUUCAGCGGUCCCCCCUCCUUCCCGUUCCAUCACUCAGAGACAGGGGAGAGGGCGGCAUUAGGAUGGUUUUACUGCACUGGGAUUUCAUACUGGUUUUCUGCUGUUUUCACAGGUAUCAUAAGGUUAUGUUACUGUAGAACCGCAGAGCCCCCCAACUCCAUACCCGCUCUAGCUGGGGGCUGAGCCUUUGCCUAGUCUGGGGCCGGAGCCCUCAAGGUGCAACUUUAAUGUUCAGUGUUGGGGAGCCCCUGGGGGAGCCUGGUGCUGAGUCAGAGGAGGCUCCUUGGUGCUCCCGUCACCCCAGAGCAGGUGCAUGUCUGUCCCGUCUGGGCUCUGCCCCAGCUCCUAGUGUCGGGCCUUUGAGCCCUUGGUGGUUGUCCGGUCUAGGUGAGUAAGCUUGGGGUCGGCGCCCCGUCUCAAAGAUGCCAAAAUGAGGCUAGUUCUGGAUGAGCCACCUGGUGGGGCUGUCGUAGGAUUGCACUGCUGCCCAGAUCCUGUGGCACGGAGUCCCUGGACCUUCCUAGGCCUCGGAGGCUGCUUGGUAGGACAGGAGGCAUGCCCUGGAGCCCCUGGCACGGGCCCUUGUGCUUUCAAGCCUUCUUCAGGGCUCCAGGCUUCCUUCUGCUCUGUGCCCACCCACUGUGGCUUGGGGUGAAUGGGAGGGCUCAGCAAGGAUCGAGGACGCGGUAGGCCCUGGUAGCGAGGGUUUCGGGCUACUUAACCACUUCCCUUAGAGGAGUACAGCCAGGAGCAGAUGACGCAGCGCGGAGGGCGGGUCCCUCCUUCCCUCCGUCCUCCCUCAAAUAUCUCCAGCAGCGGGAGAAGGCCAGAGACUGAGCCCUGUGCUGUGCAUCCUCCCCGGGGCUUUGCUCACUCUCAGGGCCAGGAAGCUCCCAAGAUGGGGCCCUUCCUUUACUGGCAAGGCCCACAGUCUGAGCAGCAGGGCUGGAUUACUUACAGGCAUUUUAGUAAGUAACCAUUAAACAGUCUGGCUGCCUAUUGCAGUUAGGCCCUCUGACUUGGUGCAGUGGAAAACUAGUUAGAAGAACUGUGUCCCAGCAGAUUGCUUGCUCCAGUCAAUCGCAGUAGCCCUGGGUGGGUGAUGGCCUUUGUUGAGGGGCAGUGGGAGUUUGCACCCAAGCCGCGCCCUCUUCUCUCCCCAGGUGGCACUGGAGCCUCUUCCCACCCUCAGCCUAACCCCAGUGGUAUUAAAGAUAAGCAUGAUUCCUCUAUCUUCAGCUCUUUUCAGAGGCAUCCUGCCCAGAGGGCCCAGCCAGCUGGUCACGACCAUAACUUACGCAGCUCUUGGGGAGCCAAAAACCAGCACUAAAAUAAAGCUGAAUGAUGGA